AUGCAAUCCGAGCAACAGCGACUGAUCCAUCGAAGCCGUGUGCCUCUGCGCCUCAAGUUUGCCCUUUUGCGCCGAAGAGGCCACAGUGCUCAGCUAACAAUACCUAAUGUGAACUUCACGUUGGAAACUUUCACCGACGCCGACUGCCUCGCAAAAUUUCGCUUCUCCAAGACAACCCUGCGGUCCCUUGUGUCGUACCUUCGCAUACCACCGCGCGUCAUCACCCCCGAACGAACAGCAUGCACUGGUGUCGAGGCGCUUUGUAUCCUGCUCCGUCGUUUCGCCGUACCAGAUCGAUGGUCCGACCUCGUCACGAUGUUUGGCCGCUCUCGAAGUGGCCUGUGCAAUAUAUUCUUGCACGUGCUCGACCACAUAUAUUCCAAAUUUGCCGAGAUCAUAUAUCUCGACCGCGACCGCAUCAGUACCAAGCUCCCCCAGUUUAGUCAAUCGGUUGUUGCCAAAGGAGCAGAAGUCCACAACGUUUGGGCGUUUAUCGAUGGGACCGUUCGGGAGUGCUGCCGGCCUGAGGUUGACGAGCGUCAACGGACCGUGUAUAAUGGACACAAACGACGCCACGCCGUUAAAUUCCAGACCCUGGUGACCCCCGAUGGAAUCAUUGCCCAUGCGUACGGUCCGAUCGAAGGUCGUCGGCAUGACCUCACAAUUCUCCGUCGUUCCGAUUCGGAAAGCGUGAUUGCUGGGGAUGAUCGGUUUCGUGGUUUUAUCGUGUAUGGAGACCCGGCGUAUGGUUACCCAGACCAACUUGCCUCACCGUUUGGUGGAGCGCGCUUGACAGAUGCCCAGCGAAAAGUGAACAAGAGCAUGAGUCGGGUGCGCAUAAGUGUGGAAUGGUCCUUUGGCCAAGUUCUACAAUACUGGCCAAUUGUGGACUUCAAAAAGAAGAUGCGUAUUGGAAAUAGCCCCAUUUCCAAGAUGUAUAAGGUCGCCGUGCUCUUGACAAACUGCAUUACGUGUGAUCGAGGUAGAAAUACAAAUAGUGCGUACUUUGGUUUACCACCACCAUCACUAGAGGAAUAUUUGCAUGUUAACAACGAAUAG
Messenger RNA from Aphanomyces invadans, 1059 nucleotides. RefSeq lists its product as hypothetical. The transcript has a single exon. The record is from RefSeq and is a predicted model, not a curated record. Lineage: Eukaryota; Oomycota; Saprolegniomycetes; Saprolegniales; Verrucalvaceae. The coding region runs from base 1 to 1059 and encodes 352 amino acids.